AUGCCUGAGAUUGAGUACCUCCUAGCCCUCCCGCGAUCAACUGUUUAUCACACCCUACAACAUGAACCCGGCUCCUUCAAUGACACUUCCACUCGCAGCGGACGGCCUCGUGCACUCACCCGAGACGACGUUGAGUUCAUUCUGGAGGUUUGCGAGAUUCAGCCAAACAUCUAUCUUGAUGAGUUGAAGGAAGAAUUGGAGCUGCAAAAUGUAGACAUAUCAUUGGCUGCUCUUUGCCGGUAUCUUCAUCGGAAUGGCAUUACACAUAAACGACUUGCUCGGAUUGCUCGUGAACGCGACCACGCAAGGCGUGCACUUUUUGUUGAUACGGUGCAGCAAUAUGAUGCAGCCCAGUUGGUGUCAGUCGAUGAGGCUGCGGUGGACACUCGUAACAUGACGCGGAACUUCGGCUGGUCCUAUAGUGGUGUACGGGCUUCUGAGAGAGUGCCAUUGGAACGUGGUAUUCGAUAUUCUGUUCUGCCCGCAUUGAGUCUCGAUGGUGUACUACAUGUCAACAUUGUUGAAGGAUCAUUCAAUGCAAUCACAUUCUGA
Messenger RNA from Sparassis crispa, 552 nucleotides. RefSeq lists its product as hypothetical. The transcript has 5 exons. NCBI's taxonomy places the organism in Eukaryota, Fungi, Basidiomycota, Agaricomycetes, Polyporales, Sparassidaceae. Bases 1 to 552 code for a protein of 183 amino acids. The record is from RefSeq and is a predicted model, not a curated record.